AUGGCUGCCCGCGAAGAUGUCGAGUUCAGGACCAUUGAUGGGCUCACCAUCCGGGGGUGGCUCUAUCCUGCGACCAAACGGGGAGCUGCUAUCAUCGCAACUCCUGGGACAGUGACUAAGCGAUUCUCUGCACAGUUCAACUUCACGAAAGAGACCAUGGUCGCUGAGAUCGCCGAAUAUUUCCAGCGAUAUGACUUCACGGUCCUGAUCUACGACCCGCGCAGCAUCGGGCUCAGCGACGGGACUCCACGUAACGAGAUUCACCCCUCGCGCAACGUCGAGGACUACCACGAUGCUCUAACCUACCUCAAAGGCCAUCCUCUGGUGGACCCGAAGCGCAUCGCCUACUGGGGGUUCUCCUACAGCGGAAUGCUGGCGCUGGUGGCCGCGGCGUUGGACAAGCGCGCGAAAGCAGUGGUGUCAAUGUGCCCCCUGACGAUCUGGGACUUCCCACCGGAAAAGUGGCCACGGGUGUUGGCCAAGGCGCUGCAAGACCGCGAGUCGCGCGCCGUGGGUAAUAAACCCGUCUACAUCCCGAUGCUGACCGCUGAGGGGGAGAACCCGGCUGGCUUUGGCAAAGGCUUCGACGUCGACGGGUUCAAGAUGAUGGCCGGGGCCAAGCUGCUGCAGCCAACCUUUGAGCUCGAGACCACGCUGGGCAGUUACUACCACAUCGCCGCCUUCCAACCCAUGGGGCUGAUUCCUUACGUGUCGCCCACCCCGGCCCUGGUUGUCACCCCGGAGCAUGACGUGGUCUCACCCGCGGACCUGCAACGGACGCUGAUAUACGAUCGCCUGAAGGAGCCCAAACGUCACCUUAUUGUGCCGGAAAAGGGACACAUGGAUGUGUUAAGCGGUGAUUCUUUUGCUAAGACGCUGGAUGCGCAGAUUGCGUUUCUGCGUGAGAUUUUAGGGUAG
This is a messenger RNA of Penicillium atrosanguineum, 918 nucleotides long. Its product is annotated as alpha/beta hydrolase. Bases 1 to 918 code for a protein of 305 amino acids. NCBI's taxonomy places the organism in Eukaryota, Fungi, Ascomycota, Eurotiomycetes, Eurotiales, Aspergillaceae. The transcript is spliced from 2 exons. The record is from RefSeq and is a predicted model, not a curated record.